AUGUCGAAAGAGCUCAAGACCAAGAGCAAGGACAAGUCGAAGCGACGCGAGUCCAAGUCGGGCAGCGAGUCGCCCAAGAAGUCACGCAAAUCCUCCUCAUCCAGCCUACCCAUCACCGUCACCGACGAUGACUCCUCUGCCACGACUGCCGUCACCUCUUCCGUCCCCUCGUCAUCGCGCACCGUCAGCACAGCAUUCGAGACCCUCUAUCCGAUCCUCAAUCUUCCCAUUCCGCCCGUAUGGACGUCGGACCCGUACUCGGCAUUCUCGGACCUGAUGGACACCCUGGUCAUGCGCUACGUGCCUCAACUCUCCGGCGUGCUGAUCACGCAUUCUCCCACGCGCUUCCUGCAGGACACCGCCGUCUUUUCUGCCGAUUCGGCAUUUGCAACAGCCCAAGUCGGGUUCGAGUGCACGGUCUGGCGGCCUAAGAUCGGGCAGAUGCUCGAGGGGACCAUCUGCCUCUCCUCGCCUUCGCACGUCUCCCUUCUCCUAUAUGGCCUGUUCAACGCGUCUAUUCCGGCGUCGCAUUUGCCGGAAGAGGAAUGGGAGUUUGUGUUGAACGAUCCCGAUGCGGUGCACACCGACCAUGGGUUGGGGCACUGGCGCAACCGGGCCACUGGCGACCGUCUGGGUGGGGAGAAAGGCAAACUGGAAUUCACAGUCAUCAGUCUGACCAUUGCCAACCACAUGCUGUCGCUGCACGGAUCGCUCUUGGACGACCCGUUCAAAGGCCCACCACCCACGCUCGACAGGAGCUAUCUCAAAAAGAGCCUGCUGCCCACUCAGGCGCUCGGACUCGGAUCUGCCGCAGCAGCACGGGAGAGCCCAGCUGCAACCCCACCACGCCGCGUCAGGUGGCAGGACGAGGACGAUUCCGAGGCGGUAGAGAGCGACGAUCCGAGCAAGUACGAGACCCCAGCCGAGGUGGUCAAGGCCGAAGAGAGCGAGGGCAAGAAGAAGGGGAGCAAGAGCAAGAGGAAGUCCACAUCAGCGGUUGAGGUGGCCGCAGACACGGAUGGGUUGAAUACGCCAUCGCGCGAGAAGAAGAGGAGAAAGGAGACGUAA
Kalmanozyma brasiliensis GHG001 is the source of this 1068-nucleotide messenger RNA. Its product is annotated as RNA polymerase Rpb7, N-terminal. Bases 1 to 1068 code for a protein of 355 amino acids. Gene Ontology annotation, cellular component: RNA polymerase I complex. The record is from RefSeq and is a predicted model, not a curated record. The transcript has a single exon. Gene Ontology annotation, biological process: DNA-templated transcription initiation. Lineage: Eukaryota; Fungi; Basidiomycota; Ustilaginomycetes; Ustilaginales.